UGUCUCCCCACGCGCUGGGCAUCUGAGGAUUAGGCCAGCUAUCUACACCUUACAUAUGCUUCAUAGCUUUUUGUUUUGUUGUGAUCUUUAACAUUUUACCACUUUAUUGUAGUAUCUCCUGUCAUCUUCUAUGGACGAGAGUGUACGUUUAUGGAGAGUAUAUUAUGAUGAAUGUCUCGCAACUUUCUCUCAUACCAAUUUUGUGACUUGUGUGGCAUUUAACCCUGUUGAUGAUAAUUACUUCAUAAGCGGAUCUAUUGAUGGGAAAGUUCGAAUAUGGGAUGUGUCCCAUUGUCGGGUUGUUGACUACACUGAUGUAAGAGACAUUGUGACUGCUGUGUGCUAUCGUCCAGAUGCAAAGGCUGCUGUAAUAGGUUCCAUAACAGGGAACUGUUCCUUUUACCAUCUACUUGAUAACCAGCUGCAAAUGGACAGAGAGAUUAACUUGUCACAUGGGAAGAAGAAAGUUCCAAGUAAAAGGAUCACUGGUCUUAAAUAUUUUCCCAGUGACUGGGACAAAGUAAUGGUCACCUGUGCUGAUUCACAGAUUCGGAGAUGAUGUUGUCUGCAAGCUUAAAGGUUAAGAAUGAACCAGACAGUGAGUGUUUUGAGAAAUGAAGUAGGGUUUGAGGGAUCGGACAGUGGAGAAGAGACGGUGGUGAAGAGAGAGACUGAAGAGAAAUGGGUCAAGUCGGGUUUGGGGUUUAGGGUCCGUUGGAGGAUCCGUUUUAGUGUUGCACUUGACAUUCUUAAGUCAGUUGAGUUAUGUUUCAACUUUGUAAGGAAUGGCUUGGGGGUAUUCAUUCAGGUUUGGUUCAUGUAUUUCAGAUUUUUGAGCUUUAAUAUUUUUCGUUCUAGAUUCUAUUUUAAAAUUUUAUUGAUGUGUAAAAUCUGUUUUAUUCCAUUAGUUUGACCAAAUGUUCAUAAAUGUUUUUUUUUUGUCAAUGGCCAAAGGAUGUAAUCAAGUGUUGGUCGGGGUUGAGUCUUUCCGAAGAGUCAUUUGAUCCGAUCAGAUAUGAUUUACAUGGGCAUUAAUGUUUUAAUAUUGUGAAAUCUGGGUAUCAUUAUUGUCAGACGUGAAUCCUUGUAAAAUAUAUAAAAUUUUCGGUUGCAAUAUCGUUUAUGCAAUGUUUUCAUAAUUAACCAGUACUACAAAUUAUUUUAUAAGUAUGCGUCAUGAUCAGGUAAUGACAAUUCAGGUUCAGAUAUAACUUUAAAACAUCAUAAAAUCUAUAAAUGAAUAGCUUUGGGCUAUAUCAGGUAUUGGUUUGACUGAAUAUACCAAAAAUUAAAACAAAAAUAAUCAAAUAUAUAUACUCAAAACUCAAAAGAAAUUAGGGAUUAAUCACACACAUUAUUUGACAAAUUAACAACAUUUCAAAUCUAAAACACUUAAAUACAAAAAAAAAUAGCUUUAAAGAUAGAUAUUUGGUCAAUUGGUUCAUUGUAAGUGCAACACUAGCAUGUGGAAAAAUCUUGACCACUUAACUUACUUCCGUUAAAAUAGUAACAACAAAAGUGUUAAAUCAAGCAUUAAAACAAAUAACAUUUGUAGACACUAUGCAUUAUUUUAUAGAUAACAAUAUAGAUAACAACAUAAAGUGGACUUGUUAUUUCAAUGAUCAAAUCAUGAAACAAAGAGAAAAUAAACAACUUGAAAUUUGGUGUUUUCUAGUUAUACAUCCGAAUUCGAUAAAUAACACUUCGGGUUUGAAUAUAUUUUUCAAUACUAAUAGAUCUAUUCAGAUAUUUUACAUCUUCCUUUAAGAAAGAACAUUUUUUGUCUGGAUCUCGAAUUGCAGGUUUAUGCCCAAGUCUAGGUUUAUAUAACUAAUAUUUUAUACUCGUUUUAAUAGCCAAAUCUGUAUUAAUAAUUUAAUUUAGUUUUAUAAUAAUUUUUAAAUAAAAUUAUAAUUGUUAAUAUACAAUUUAUUUUCGUAUAAAUGUAUUUGAAAUAUGAUUUUUUGUUUAUCGUACUUAUAUCUUUUUAUAAAAUUGUACGCAUUAAAACAUUUACUUUGUAUAUAUAAAUAUCUAUAUAUAUAUAUAUAUAUAUAAUUUUUUGUAUUUAUAAAUACAACUGUCUCGAUAAAAGUACUUCUAUUAUUUAUAGAAAUAUAAAUUUCAAAAUUUCAAAAUAUUAAUAAGUCUUGUAGACUACACGACACCAAUAUUAUACUUGCUUCGUAAUAACAUAUUUGAUUAAUUUCUAUGAAAGUUUUGAUUGUAAUAAACUAAAAUACUUUUCUGCAAAACCAUAAUAUAAUACUAUUGAUUAAACAUUCAAAUUUUGAUGAGUAAAUAUUUUAUUUUGAUUGAUAAAAACAGUUUGAAAUUCAUAAAUAAUCCCUUUUAACAGUAUGUGUCUCUCACAGGUUACUUGGUUCUUUUUAGUUUAUCUUCAAUUUUUUUUUGUAAACUAUUGUAAAUUUAAAUGGUUUUUAUAGUCAAUACUAAUACUUUUAGAUAUAAAAAACAAAUUUAUAAUAUAUUUUAUGUUAACUUUUUUGUCAUCAUAUUUUGUGUUAAUUUUCUUUCCAUUUCCAUUAGGUUAGAUUUUUUUUCAUAAUUACAUAUUUUUUUGAUAUACGAUAUUUGUAUGUUUUAACAUACUUUUGAGAGAUGUUUUUCAAAACAGUUAGAAUAUAUCAAUUUAAUUUUAAUGAGUUUUCCUAUGUUUUCUUACAUUAUUUUAUAUUUUUAUUUUUAUUUUAUUUUUUUAAAUUGAUCUUUAAAUUUUGAUUUAAAAUUAAUAUUAAACUUCAAUGCUGAUCUUGCAUAUUUUGGUGUUUUAAAUUCUUUUCUACACUCUCGAUAGCAUAUAACCUCUGUCGUGAAAGAAACUUGUGAACAUAAUUUUUUUUUUGUUUUGUUAAAAUCCUUUAUAUAAUAAAAUAAUAAAAAUAA
Brassica rapa (field mustard) is the source of this 2907-nucleotide messenger RNA. RefSeq names its product WD repeat-containing protein 44. The record is from RefSeq and is a predicted model, not a curated record. Gene Ontology annotation, molecular function: protein binding. Lineage: Eukaryota; Viridiplantae; Streptophyta; Magnoliopsida; Brassicales; Brassicaceae.